AUGUACCGAACAGUGGUAGUGGCUCUACUGGCCUUGUCGGCUUCUGCCAGACUUCACGGUUUGGAGAAAAAGGUCACCAUAAACGACCUUGAACUCUUCAACGGUUUUCAUAAAUUCGCUGAAACGUAAGCGUGUACCUUUUUCUAAGAAUUAGCACCAAAUCAGAUUGGUAAUAUCUUUUGUUUUAGCUAUGACAAGCAAUACGCGUCUGUUGAAGAAGCCCGCGAACGUUUCGAGAUCUACAAGGCCAACCACCUCCAACUCCAGGUCUACCAACAAUACGAGCAGGGAACAGCCACCUAUGGCGAGACCCAAUUCAUGGACCUGACCCCCGAAGAGUUCCGUACCCAGGUCCUCUCCAACGUCCAGAAAGACCCUCUGGCCCCACAUAGACGCCUAACCGACGAGGAAUUGAACGCCUUGGACGAUAAAGUCCCAAGGUCCCUUGAUCACAGAGAGGCUGGGUUGGUCACACCGGUCAAGAACCAGGGAAGCUGUGGAUCUUGCUGGGCUUUCUCUGUUACCGGGAACAUCGAGGGUUUGUGGAAGAAGAAAACCGGAGAGCUCGUUAGCUUGUCCGAACAGGAAUUGUUAGAUUGUGACAAGAAAGACGAGGGAUGCGAUGGAGGCAUGAUGCUGUCGACUUAUGAGUGAGUCAUAUAUUUAUAAUGAUGACUGUAUUUGGGAAUGGUAAACAAACAAUUGACUGUGUUUCAGAGAAAUCAUUCGACUUGGAGGGCUUGUCAAAGAGGAAGACUAUCCAUACAAGGGGGCAAGCGGAAAAUGCCUACUGGAUAACAAGAAGGUCACAGCGUAUAUCAACGACUCCCUUCAACUUCCCGAAGACGAGGAGAAGAUCAAGCAAUACUUGGUUUCCUCGGGCCCCAUCUCCGUCGGAAUCAACGCCAAUCCCCUCCAAUUCUACCGCGGUGGUAUCCAUCACCCACCAAAAUUCUUCUGCAGCCCUAAAGGAAUGAACCAUGCUGUCCUUCUUGUUGGCUACGGUGAAGAAAAUGAAAAGCCUUUCUGGAUUGUCAAGAACUCGUGGGGAGAUCGUUGGGGAGAGAAGGGAUAUUUCCGUUUGUACCGUGGAGAGAAUGUCUGCGGAGUUGCUGGGUAUGCCACUAGUGCCAUCCUGCACUAA
Messenger RNA from Bursaphelenchus xylophilus (pine wood nematode), 1144 nucleotides. Lineage: Eukaryota; Metazoa; Nematoda; Chromadorea; Rhabditida; Aphelenchoididae. The record is from the annotation of a GenBank genome assembly.